Molecule: messenger RNA, 1403 nt
Organism: Cicer arietinum (chickpea)
Lineage: Eukaryota; Viridiplantae; Streptophyta; Magnoliopsida; Fabales; Fabaceae
Product: glucan endo-1,3-beta-glucosidase
Biological process (GO): carbohydrate metabolic process
Molecular function (GO): hydrolase activity, hydrolyzing O-glycosyl compounds
Source: RefSeq, marked validated
AGAGUGCCUAGAAAGGCAAAUCCUUCUUUAAUUCAUUUGAAGUUUAUACUAAAUUUUCCAUCAUGCAUUCUCUCUAUGCUAGAACCCAUAAGUUCUCUUUGGCUUCACCACUGUUUCUUUUGGGACUAUUCACAAUAAAUCUUAUUCCCACGGCAGAUGCUCAAAUAGGAAUAUGUUAUGGUAUGAUGGGAAACAAUCUACCACCAGCAAACGAAGUAAUAGAUCUCUACAAAGCAAACAACAUAAAAAGAAUGAGACUUUAUGAUCCAAAUCAAGCUGCUCUACAAGCAUUGAGAAAUUCAGGCAUUGAACUCAUUCUUGGUGUACCAAAUUCAGAUCUUCAAAGUCUAGCCACAAACAAUGACAUUGCAAUUCAAUGGGUACAAAAAAAUGUACUUAACUUCUAUCCAAGUGUCAAAAUCAAAUACAUUGCAGUUGGUAAUGAAGUGAGUCCAAUUGGUGGCUCUUCUUGGCUUGCACAAUAUGUUCUACCCGCCACACAAAAUAUAUAUCAAGCAAUAAGAGCUAAAAAUCUUCAUGACCAAAUUAAAGUUUCAACUUCUAUUGAUAUGACCCUUAUUGGAAAUUCUUUUCCUCCAUCUAAAGGUUCAUUUAGAAGUGAUGUGAGGUCUUAUUUAGAUCCUUUUAUUGGUUACUUGGUAUAUGCGGGUGCACCUUUACUUGUUAAUGUUUACCCUUAUUUUAGCUAUGUUGGUAACCCACGUGAUAUAUCUCUACCUUAUGCUCUUUUCACCUCCCCAAAUGUUAUGGUACAAGAUGGUCAAUAUGGGUACCAAAAUUUGUUUGAUGCUAUGUUGGAUUCGGUACAUGCGGCCCUUGAUAAUACCGGAAUCGGUUGGGUGAAUGUCGUUGUGUCGGAGAGUGGGUGGCCGUCGGAUGGAGGGUCGGCUACUUCGUAUGAUAACGCGCGUAUUUAUCUUGAUAAUUUGAUUCGUCAUGUUGGUAAAGGUACUCCAAGAAGGCCUUGGGCUACCGAAACUUAUAUUUUUGCUAUGUUUGAUGAGAAUCAAAAGAGUCCGGAAUUAGAAAAACAUUUUGGAGUGUUUAAUCCUAAUAAACAAAAGAAAUAUCCGUUUGGAUUUGGUGGAGAAAGAAGGAAUGGAGAAAUUGUCAACGAUGACUUCAAUGCAACUACGGUUUCUCUUAAGAGUGAUAUGUAAGACGAAAUAGCGUUUUAAAAUAUGAGUAAUUUUUAUCUAUAAAAUAAAUUUAAAAAAAUUAUCAUGUUAGUAUGUAUGUUCAUUUAUCCUUCAAUUUUAGUCGUAAAAAUUGUUGGGUUGUUGGAUCUUUUUUAUUUUAUAUAUCUAUGUAUCUCGUAGUAAAAAAAUAUCAAUGUAUAUUAUUUGAGUUGAUCAAUAAAUUGAUAUACCUUUCUCGCAAAA